CAAUUAUACACAUCAUACCGUGUAUCGUAAAAUACGGUCACCGCGAUUCAAAAGCAAAACUUAUCGCAAAAUUAUGGAUUGUAUUACCUCAUUAUUUUUAUUAUCAGAAAACUGGACACAAAUAUUACAUAUUGUUAAAUUAUAGUUUUCAAAAAUUUAAGUACACGAAAAUAAUGAAAAGUCAUGUAUUUCAUGUAAAAAACCGUUAGGGAAAAGUAUUCUCAAAAGUGGUUCAAGAGUAAAUUGCGUAAUGGUUCAUGGAUACAAACAGUUUAGACCAUUAGUUAUUUGCAAACAUGCCUAUCAAGUUGGAAAACUGGAGUAUGUGAAAAGGAGGGCUGCGCUAUUACGCAACACACCAUAAGUUGUGAUUUUGUUGUCAGCAAAGUAAUAUGAUAAAAUCCUAGAUUACAAAACAAAAAUUCUUACAUACAAUACGUAAGUGUGGUACCUGUGGUGACUAUUUUUCACAGAGUAUCUUAUCUGCGGGUGAUAACAUAACAACAUAAAAGUGUCAGUCAAAGGAAUUGUUUUUGAUAACGCAGAACUUAAACGGCCUAUCUAUUCAGCCCCAAUAUUCUAAAACCAAUAAAGCUCCAAAACGCGAUAGCUGAAGAUCUGAAAACAAUAUACGUGCACAGCAGAAACGUAUAGAGUGAUCUUUUCAAAGACGGAACACAGGACAACAAUGGGGCGCAAAAUGAUAAGAGAUUCUGGAUACGAAGAUUUAUACUAUAUCCACUAAAAAAUAGAACAUAAAAAUAGGCCGAUAUCGGUCCUAAAACAUACCUAAGAAAAACAGUUUAAGUGACAACAUCAGAGACACUUAGUAUAGAAUGGCAGCGCAAAGGGACUCCGGGUUCGAGGAAGAUAUAGAGUUCCUGUUACCCCACGGAAUGAUGGUCAACAUGAAAUGUGACAGACGUAUGUCGCUAAGGGACAUCACUGAAUCGUUGUGGGCAAAGGUCAUCGAACUUCCGGCGGCGAACAGACUGCGGAGCUCCAGCCACUACGUGUUCGUCGGGGUCACGAGAGAUGCCGAAGAGAAGGAAAUGGAUCCACGCGUUCCUAUUACAGAUCUACCUCUUAUUAAACCUAUUCUUGAAAUCUCGGAACCACUGGAAACACGUGACUGGGAACGACACUUUACGGAAACAGGGAACCUUAUGGAUGUGAGCAUUCCAUCGCUUGACCAGAUCUCAAGCCAUAACGAGGAGCACCGUGACGUCAGAAUCGUCAUGAAGCACGUGGGACAGAGCGUGGCAAGAGAGAUGACCAAGUGGUCAAUGGAAGAGAGGCUGUUGUUUCAGUACAGACCAAGACUGGACCUGAAUACUGAAAUUCCAUUAAGUACAGUGAAGAUCAUAAAUAAAGGUGGUGAAAGGUCACUACUACAGGCAGUCGUAUACUGCAGGGUAAAUGGGGAGACCACCUUCAAAACAAUCAAGCAUAUAUUUGCGAACGAACAGCCUCGAGAGGUCACUCGGUUGGCCAUGCAAGCGCACAAUCUGAUCCCUAAUACCCUCAGUUCGAGCCUUAACCGCAGACAGUCCGUAUCCACCAUGUAUCUGCUGAAAAGACUGGAAAAAGAAGAAUAUUUCCUGGAAGAGUGUGGGAUGCUGGCAUACGAGUAUGUUCGCGACUGUUUCACCAAGGACGAAAAGCUAUUACUGGAAAUCGUUUCAAAGAAUGACGUCAUCAAGCAACUUCCGGACUUCAGAUGUCUGACACUUGACUAUGCCGACCGUCUCCGUAAGCCAAGCACGAGGGACGUCGAUGCCAAAUUGUCUUGGAACGUGUCCACGGAUAAGUAUUACUCGGUUGUGUUCCGUGAUGUCCCAGUGCCGCGAUCAGACUGGAAUGAGUACUACCUCGAGGCUCAGAUAUACCACGGCAAGCAGGCGCUGUGUCAUGCAGUUCGAGUAGAGGAGUACAACCGACCUGUGCAGUUCAGCGUCUCCAUUGAAAGCCUCCCGAGGAACGCACGCCUGUGCUUCACUGUGAUCAAGAAGGACAAAGUCAUUAAGAAUCUGAGAGGAACCAAGUGGGUAAAUAUGCAGAUCUUUGAUCACAAAGGCGCCCUCAUAACGGGUGAGGUCCGAUGUCAGAUGUUCGCAUUCUCGGGAAAGGUCAACAGGGUCAAUAACCCCCUUGGUCUGUCAGGUUUAACAAAGAACGUGUCCAGUUCAGACCAGUUGUGGUUCGAGAUCCAGAAGCCCUGUCCGGAGCCGGUUCGAUUCCCGAGUUCAGAAGAGAUAGACAGACACAUCGAACGGGAAGAGCGAUUUACGGAUAACACAUCUCGUCACAUGCCGUUUGACAUAUUUGAUAGAAUUUGUGCAAAAGAGGUUUUCAACGAACUCACGUCCACGGAGAAAUCGACUUUGUGGGAAACAAGAGCUCAAGCGCUGGAAUACCAACCAAAACUUCUACCGAGAAUCAUUCAAUGUGUCGACUGGACAAAAAGGCACGUCGUUUUCCAGUUGUACCAGCUCAUCCGGAGACACAGGGUCCAAAACCUCGAGGUGGCGCUGCAGCUGCUCGGGCCCGAGUACCCGGAUAGAAGAGUGCGCCGCCUGGCGGUCGAAUAUCUUGCAUCCAAUAUGCCACCACAAGGAUUGAAUCUCUACCUCCUGCAGUUUGUUCAGGCUCUGUUGUUUGAGAGCUACCAUGACAACGAUCUUGCCAAGUUUCUCCUCAAAAGGGCCUUGUUAUACAGGGAUAUCGGGCACAAGUUCUUCUGGUUACUAAGAUCAGAGAUGCACAAUCCCGUGUCUCAACUGCGGUUCGCACCGCUUCUUGAAAGUUACUGUCUGUACUGUGGAGCCGCCGUGUUUGAAGAACGCCGCCAGGAGGUAGAGACUGCCAAGGCCUUACACAAGCUUGCCAUGAGAUUGAAGGACUUGAAGAAAGAAUCGACCUCUGCUGAUGCUAUGGUAAAUGUGCAAACGAAUUUACGAUGCACCGGAAUAUCAGCAAGUCGUGUGUCAGUCAUGGACAGAACAGUCAGACUUGGAGAACUCAAGUAUGACAGGUGUAAGCCACUGAUGUCCAAGAUGAGACCAGUGUGGUUGUCAUGGGAAAACAAGAACAUGAACGUGCCUCCGUACGAGGCUGAGCCGAAAACGAUCGACUACAUAGUGAAAAUCGGAGACGACAUGCGUCAAGACAUGCUUGCAUUGCAACUGUUGAAAGUAAUGGACACAAUUUGGAAGUACAGCUUUGACGACUAUCAUUUGGUCGUGUACAACUGCAUGGCACUCGGUGAAAACUUCGGUCUCAUAGAAGCUGUGCUGAAUGCAAAAACGGUUAAUGACAUCCACAUGACGGACAGGGGUAAACUGUUUCGUACCGAGUCCAUACAUGCCUGGCUCUACAGGACCACACCAGAUGGUGACAAUUUUCAGAAUCCAUUGCGCCGAUUCAAAUAUUCCGCAGCUGCUUGUGUUGUGGGAAUUUAUCUGCUGGGAAUCGGCGACAGGCACCCGAGCAACAUUCUCGUUAAAAACACUGGCGAAAUGUUCCACAUAGAUUUCGGCCACUUCAUGGGUCAUAGGAAGUCCAAGGUGGGCAUCAGGCGCGAGAGAACACCGUUUGUGAUCACGAAAGACUUCAUGAACGUGGUCAGAGGUGGCAAAGAUGACGUCGAAGCGGAAAACGAGUUUAUGUACACGUGCUUCCAACUCUUCAUGUCCAUCAGGCGGCAUGGUACCCUGUUCCUGACACUACUCAACCUCAUGAUGCACUCUAACCUACCGGAACUGAACUGUCAGGCUGAUAUCGAGUACUGCAGGGAUGUGCUGGGCCUUGACAAGCCGGAUCACGAAGUAGCCAAGAAGUUUUUCAAGGAACUCAUUGCUUCAUACAAGAAACAAUGGAUGACAAAUCUGAACUUUUGGUGUCACCGCCUUAACAAGGCAAUCGAUAUGCGCAUCAGUACUUCAAGUUAGAAGGCAACUUGGUGUUGGAACUAUUUUUAGAUUGGUAUCUACCUUCACGUUUUUUGGAGUUUGUGCAUGGAUUUUAUUAUACGUACAAUCAAAACUGGAGUUUUGUUUUAACUAGAACUGUUUUCCAUACAUUUAACAAGGCAACUAAACUGCAGUUGGAAAAUUAGAAGGGAACGUAGUGUUGGACCUAUGUGUCGAAAAAGGUUUAAUUAUCAUAAGCGGGUUACGACUGUGUCGCAUGUUUGUUAUAGCGGGACUAAAAGGACACAGGUUUAGAACUAGUUCUGUUGCAUGUCUUAUUAGACGAAGAGAUAUCUGGAACCGAACCCAUGUAUGCAUUGCUAUAAUCUAUUGAAUGCAUAUGUAUGUGUGUAUACAUCACAAUGAUGCAACGGUACUUUGUAGGCUAAGAGUUGUAUAAUACGAUAAAAGGGGCAUUUUAUGACGGUGGAGAAUUUGUGUGCAAUACAAAAUCUUUAAAUGAAAAUUAUAAUGACACUAGUAAAUAGGUGCUUCAAGAAAUGCGUGCGCAUAUACGUGGGGAAACAGUACUCGAUCUCAUGUAUGUAUUACUACGCGUUCUGUGGGAUAUAGUCCGUGUCAAUGUGCCUGUGUCUUUAACACUAAAUAAACGUCGAUUGUAUGUGUGCAAUGAAGGGAACAAUGAGAACUAUACAAGUGAAGUGCAGCGUGGUACAUUGUCACAUGGACGCAUCUUAUGUAGUACUGUCGUAUUGUUAUUGGAGAGCCUGACUAUGGGAAACGGGGUUUAAUGCAUGUGCUUAGUAUCGUCCAAGAUAAGCCUUUACUGUCCACACAGUCUAAUCAGGGACUACACUUUCCGCAAACACUGGAUUUUCUCUAGGAAGAGCCUUCAUUCAAACGACUGAUACAAUACAAGCAGAACAUGUCAUCCCCGACUUGACUGUGCGAACUGCACAGGCUGUUCUGGGACGGCACUUUGUGCACAAGCAUUACAUUCUUCUUCACUGAGAAAGCUUUAUUUUAAAUGUUCAAUACCAAGUGUGAAAAAAUUUACUCAGUUGUGUGUAAAGAGUUUGGAUUUAGGAACCGAUUAUAGAUGGUUUUAAAUCGCAGAUAUGUGCAUCAUUGCUGACAUCUUGUCAGAAUAUUAUCUCAGCAUUAUACUUCGGUCAGUAAUAUUAUGUAAAUAUAUAUUCUUCUACGUAUGCUCAGGCUUAUUGUUUCAUAUUCGCAACUUGUUGACUUUUAUGCAAUAUUUUAUGUCAGUGAACAUGUUCACGUGAUAAUAUUUCCAUUUGAUUUUGCAAUCCUCACAAUUCUGUGAUUAAAUGCGUGUACAUGUAUAAUGUAAAUUGUUACGUUCAUGUAUGAUGUAAAUUGUUACGUUUCCAUUAAUAAAAGUGCUCUUAUA
This is a messenger RNA of Dreissena polymorpha, 5346 nucleotides long. RefSeq names its product phosphatidylinositol 4,5-bisphosphate 3-kinase catalytic subunit alpha isoform-like. Gene Ontology annotation, cellular component: phosphatidylinositol 3-kinase complex; cytoplasm; plasma membrane. Lineage: Eukaryota; Metazoa; Mollusca; Bivalvia; Myida; Dreissenidae. Gene Ontology annotation, molecular function: 1-phosphatidylinositol-4-phosphate 3-kinase activity; 1-phosphatidylinositol-3-kinase activity. The record is from RefSeq and is a predicted model, not a curated record. The coding region runs from base 837 to 3950 and encodes 1037 amino acids. Gene Ontology annotation, biological process: phosphatidylinositol-3-phosphate biosynthetic process; phosphatidylinositol 3-kinase/protein kinase B signal transduction; cell migration. The transcript has 23 exons.